AUGUUCUUCGGGAUCUGCAUCCUUGUGGCGCUGGCGUGGUUCGUCAUGGUGAAGGUCCUCGGCCCCGGGCCCUCCGACGGCGCCCCGGCCGCCUGGUGGGAGCUCCGGGAGCUGCUCCUGGGCUCCCUGCUUUGGCUGGGGGGCGCCGCGUGGCUGGGGAGCGCCGCGGUCGUGGCGCUGGCUUACUGCCGCAGCGCGCGGUGGGCCCGCGUGAUGGGGUGGGGAGGCAGUGGCGCUCUGUACCGGUGGGUCUCGUACUUCUCCGCGGCCGCCGCACUCUCGGUCGUCAUCGUGCUGGUCUACAUCCUCUCGAUGGAGCCUCUGAUCGUGCUGUGGGGCUUCCUCGCGCAGUCGCUCAGCAGGCCGUCCGGGCGAGCGGGGCCGGGGACGGACCGGCCGCUGCCCCUGGAGGGGCGCCUCGCGCAGGUGUGCUCGCUCUGGCUCCUGCUGCGGCGGCUGUACCUGGAGGCCGACCGGCGGCGUGCGCGGCGGGCGGCCCCGGGACGUGUGGCUCUGCAGGUCCAGGCCGCCGUGGCGCAGCCGUUCCAGGCGGAGCUCCGCGAGGACUUUGUGGACGCCUGCGCGUGCCUCUCGGGGCGCUGCCGGGGGGACCUGGAGAGUCAGCAGGGUGGUCUGCCUGGCGGCGAGGUUCUGAAG
This is a messenger RNA of Prorocentrum cordatum, 657 nucleotides long. The record is from the annotation of a GenBank genome assembly. NCBI's taxonomy places the organism in Eukaryota, Dinophyceae, Prorocentrales, Prorocentraceae.